AUGGUGGACAAAUCUACAGAAUUUGUUUGGUGGUGUUUGAAGCAGUUAUUCAUUUCAAGCACACCUGAAGUUGUUCAUUUUAAACUCACAAAAGAGACCGUAUAUGCCAAUUUGGGUCUAAAUCCAAAUUGUUUUGGCCUGCAAAUACUCUAUAGCGCCGUCUUAAGGGGAGGAGUUGAAACAGUUUAUGUCCAGGAUGUAAGGAGUCUGCAGAUAUCUUCUCAGCUCUCUUUUUAUAUACAGGUCUUCUAUGGAAGAUAUAACAGCUCAUUUAUUCACUUAACAAUUUCCCUCCAGAAGUUCCAACAGAAGGCUCUGAAACAAUCUAAGCAGAAGAAAUCUAAGUCGUCUGACUUUCUGAUGGCUGAGCUUUGCUCGAUGAAAGAUGAGAAAGUUGCAACUGAAGACUUUGAAAACCCAGCUUUUAACAUCAGCAAUACUGAUAUUUCAGCACAUCAGACUUACAAGGUGGGACUUAUUAGACCUGACAAGCUGACUAGUAGUCUUGCAGCUCACCCACAAAAAUUCAGGUUGCAAGCCCAAGCUGAACCAAGAGGAAAUGAAUGCAGCAGAAAUUACUUUGACCCUCUGAUGGAUGAGGAAAUAAACCCAAGGCAGUGUGGGAUAGAGGUCAGCAAAGAAGAGACUUCUCUUUAGUUGCUGCAAUUUUUCAGUUGGCAACAUCAGAAUUUCCAUUCCAAAUGCCUCUGUUCCUUUCUCUUGUUGAUGCCAGAGAGUUAACUCAGAUGACAAGAACAUAAGAAAUGAAAGUUGAAGAGAUACAAGA
Crotalus tigris (Tiger rattlesnake) is the source of this 787-nucleotide messenger RNA. Its product is annotated as orofacial cleft 1 candidate gene 1 protein homolog. The coding region runs from base 1 to 657 and encodes 218 amino acids. NCBI's taxonomy places the organism in Eukaryota, Metazoa, Chordata, Lepidosauria, Squamata, Viperidae. Gene Ontology annotation, cellular component: perinuclear region of cytoplasm. The transcript is spliced from 7 exons. The record is from RefSeq and is a predicted model, not a curated record.